Messenger RNA from Phaedon cochleariae (mustard beetle), 1405 nucleotides. Lineage: Eukaryota; Metazoa; Arthropoda; Insecta; Coleoptera; Chrysomelidae. The record is from the annotation of a GenBank genome assembly.
CUGAACUGUCAGUCAUUUUUACGUCAAAACAAUCCUGAUAGGAAUAUGUGCGAUAAACCUUCCGCUAUUGAAUCCCAAAAUUAAUAAAAAAUCGUUUCGAGAUAGUAGCAGGAGAAACAGCCAGAAAAUAUUAUUCAUGUUUGCUAAUGAUCUUAAAUUCACUCUACAUAGUGGAGAUGAAAUACCUAUGGUUGGACUUGGUACUUCUGGUAUAACCGGAAAAUCAUUGGCCAAAGAAGUGCUGGAUUUCGCUUUGGAAGCUGGAUACCGACUUAUAGACACAUCUCCGAUGUAUGGAAACGAAUCAGACAUCGGAAAAGCUCUGAAAGAGGUUCUCCAGAAACACGGUUUGACAAGAAAGGACGUUUUCAUUAGUACCAAGUUACAUCCUGACGACCACGGAGAUAGGGCCGUCAAAGCUAUUCAUAAAUCUCUGCAGAAACUCCAAUGCGAAUACAUCGACUUAUACAUGAUCAACUGGCCAGGAGCGUAUGGGGUGAGCACCUCGAGCAAAGAGAAUGUCGUGUUGCGGGACAAGAGCUGGCAGCACAUGGUAAAGGCGGUCCAAGAGGGGCUGAUCAGGAACAUCGGCGUAUCCAGCUACACUCCAAGACACAUGAAGCAGCUGCUGCAGAACAAUCACGGCAUCAAGCCCAGCGUCAAUCAGAUAGAGUGGCAUCCGUUUUGUCAUGACAAGAAAAUAUACGAGCUCUGUCAGAAAGAGAAUAUUUUAGUUCAGGCUUACCAGUCAUUAGGAGGACCAGAUAAUAAUGAUCUUCUAGAACAUAGCGAUGUCGUUCGAAUUGCUAAGAUGUUGGAUAAGCAACCGGCACAGAUUUCUCUGGCUUGCUUUCAGGUAUUAUUGCGAUGGGCGCUUCAGCAAAAUGUGUCUGUCAUACCGAAAUCGAAAACGAAAGCGCGCAUUUUCGCUAAUAUGGAGUUGAAGUUCACCAUUCCAGAAUCCGACAUGAAAGUGCUAAGUAACUUCAAGAAGAAAAUUCGAUACGACUGGGAUCCCGAACAAAUUGUCUGAAAUUAAUAUUCUUAAUUUCUUCAAUAUAAAAGAUAGGAUCUGAUACGUAUAGUAUAGGUUGUCUUAUACAUAGCAGCUUGAAUAAUAUAUUUACACUCCAAAUGUAUCGAUUACAAAUAAAUUUUAUAAUUUAUACAGGGUGUCCCGAAAUUAGCCUCAGAAGGGACAUGUUUCGGUCUUAUAAAAGACCAUCUUCAGCCUAAUUGAAAGUUUUGAAGUUGAAAAAAUGUGAUGCUACUAGUUGUGAAAUAAAAAACCGGAUUCAUUUAUAAACUCGAUUUUUCGACUAUGGGCAUUUCACUACUAGUAGCAUCACAUUUUUUCAACUCAAACACUUCCCAGCGAGCACAAACAUCCCUGGGAUGUUUUGGG